Messenger RNA from Pestalotiopsis fici W106-1, 1116 nucleotides. RefSeq lists its product as uncharacterized. The coding region runs from base 1 to 1116 and encodes 371 amino acids. Lineage: Eukaryota; Fungi; Ascomycota; Sordariomycetes; Amphisphaeriales; Sporocadaceae. Gene Ontology annotation, molecular function: iron ion binding; heme binding; monooxygenase activity. The record is from RefSeq and is a predicted model, not a curated record. The transcript has a single exon.
AUGUCGCGGCAGGUAGAUAUAUUCUUACAACUAUUAUCUCAGAACUGUCGAGACUCAAAGCCUGCCAAUAUGACGGACAUGUGCCAGCGCCUCGGAUUUGACGUCAUCGGACACCUGGCCCUUGGCUGUGAUCUGAAAAUGCAGACCGAGGAGAAAAACCGUGUCAUGAUCAGGCUUCUCACAGUCGCCAAGAUGCGAGUCAACGCCUUUAUGCAUUUUCCGGCUCUACAGUCAUUCGAUUUCAUCCUCAAGGCUCUUCCCUCAAAAGAUGCUGUUGAAUUCAAGCGCAUCGUGACAGAGAUUAUCAAGAACCGUGUGGCAGAAGAUGACAGAGGACAGCAUGAUUUAUACGCACUCAUGGCUGACCAUAUCAAGCCCGGUGGCCUCUAUGACGGCAUCCUCUGGAGCGAGGCCAUCUUCUUCAUGACGGCGGGUGGAACUCCUCCCGCCGCAACCAUGAGCGCCGUCUUCUUCUACCUGUCGCGCUAUCCCCAGUGCUACGAGAAGCUGGCACGGGAGAUCCGCACUACCUUUGCCUCGGGCCGAGAUAUCCAAGGCAGCGCCAAGCUGUCUGCCUGCAAGUACCUGCGCGCCUGCAUCGACGAGGCACUGCGCAUGGCGCCGCCGUCCCUGGCCACGCUGUGGCGGGAACAAGCGGCCGACGACCCGCAGCGCGACGCCGGGCCCGUCAUCAUUGAUGGCGUUGUUAUCCCGCCCGGCACCCAAGUCGGAGUCAAUCUAUACGCGUUGCACCACAAUGAAGACUAUUUUCCCAACCCCUUCACCUUUAAUCCUGAUAGAUGGCUAGACGAUACUGAUGAAAAGAGUGACACUCACCGGGCGUUUGCGCCCUUCAUCAUUGGUCCCCGGUCUUGUGCGGGCAAGGCCAUGGCCUACCUCGAGAUCAGCCUCGUCAUAGCGAAAACAAUCUGGUACUUCGAGUUUGAAAAGGCACCAGGUCCCCUCGGCGACGUCGGCCAAGGGAAAAACGAAACCGGAGCAGGAAUCAGCCAACCCAAGGAGUAUGAGCUGUUUGAUAUGUUCAACGCCAACCACAAUGGGCCAUAUCUAGUCUUCAAACGUCGCACGGAUUGCCCCGAUGAGCUUGAGAACUAG